AUGGACACUUUAAAAAAGUCUCAGGAUGUAGAUGGUACUAAAAGGAAAGACAGAUAUUCAAAAAAAAGAGAAAGGGGAGUAUUCUGGACUUUUUUCUGGCUUACGUGGACUUGCAUAGUGAUCGUUAUAUUAGGAUUAAUUCGGUGGGACUUUAUCUUUAAUGCAAUCUAUAGGAUUUUUCCUCCAAGCCGAUAUAUUCUAUGGCCUUUCAAGAGGUUUCUAGAGUUCGGGUUAGUUUGGAGUAACAUAGAGAAGCAGGCCAAAAAAAUAGAAGAAGUCAAAAUGGUACUAGAGAUUAGAAAGGCUUUCUGUAUUAUUUAUACACUUCUUAUAUUCGCAAACAUCACUCUUGGAUUCUUCUUCAAAAGUGUUAUUAGUGUGUUUAAGAUGAAGACCAUUGACCUCCGGAAAGUUUUGAUGCUUAUUGUUCGGGUCUCUAUUCUAGUGAUUCUCUUGAAAGGUAAAAACGAAAAAAAGAUGAAAGAUAAUCUGGGGCCAGAGCAUGUUAUUCGUUUUGUAAAAGCACAAUAUUUCUUUUCUUCGGCUUGGAGUCUUCUGGAGAAUAUAGAAAGUAUUACAUUUAUUGAGAUACUUGCAGAGGUUAUGGGAUGCUGGGUGGUUAACGUAGUUGUCUCCCACGAAAAUCAGGACAUUGUAGAAAAUCUUCUAAACUUCCCAAAGCCCGUUAAUUUUGCUAUAGCAUUAGUCCUUACUCCUUUUUUUUAUAUCAUGAUCAUGUUCUACCUUUUAGAACUUACCAAAAGGAUUUAUCCCUUUUUUCGAAGGGAACUGGAGAUCUCCGACGAGUUUGCUAGUUCGUGCAACAUAGCCAUAUCUGUUGUGCUAAUAAUAUUGUUUAUUUGGUAUGCAUAUUAUGAACUAUCUGUGGUGAUAAAUAUGCUAGAAGGAAAAAAGAGAAAUUAUAUCAUUUUCUGA
Encephalitozoon intestinalis ATCC 50506 is the source of this 936-nucleotide messenger RNA. RefSeq lists its product as uncharacterized. The record is from RefSeq and is a predicted model, not a curated record. NCBI's taxonomy places the organism in Eukaryota, Fungi, Microsporidia, Unikaryonidae. The transcript has a single exon. Bases 1 to 936 code for a protein of 311 amino acids.